UCGCUGGCACACACAACACGAUAACCAUUCAUUUUUUUCUCUCUUUCCCUCUCUUUUUCUUAACCCUUCUUAUUCGCCUCUCUCUCUCUCUCUUUCUCUCUCUCUCUCUCUCUCCACCAAUGGAUAUCCAUCGCCGGCCGCCGCCUCCCACCGUACACGACGGCGGUGCUGCGCCCAUACGUCAUCCCCACCGUCUGAAGAGGCACUCCUCCGUCCCGUCCCCUACCCCGAAGGCCUCGGAUGCUCUCCCUGUCCCUCUCUACCUUACCAACGCCAUCUUCUUCACCCUCUUCUUCUCCGUCGCAUACUAUCUCCUUCACCGGUGGCGCGACAAGAUUCGAAGCUCCACCCCUCUCCACGUCGUCACCCUCUCCGAGAUCGCCGCCAUUGUCUCCCUCAUCGCUUCCUUCAUCUACCUCCUCGGCUUCUUCGGCAUAGACUUCGUCCAAUCCUUCAUCGCGCGCGCCUCCCACGACGUAUGGGACCUUGACGAAGCCGACGUCGUCGCCGUCGCCGAUCAGCGCCUCGAUUUUCCCGUUGAUCAGCCAGUUCCUAGAUUGGCCCCACCGGAACCCUCGAUUUCCUCCGAGGAAGACGAGGAGAUCGUGAAGUCAGUGGUGGAAGGCGCCACGCCCUCGUACGCGCUAGAGUCGAGGCUCGGAGACUGCAGCCGAGCGGCGGCGAUCCGUCGCGAGGCCCUGCAGAGGACGACGGGGAGGUCGCUGGAGGGUUUGCCGUUAGAAGGGUUCGAUUACGAGUCGAUUUUGGGGCAGUGCUGCGAAAUGCCGGUGGGUUAUGUUCAGAUUCCGGUGGGUGUGGCGGGGCCGUUGUUGCUGGACGGGUUUGAGUACACGGUGCCGAUGGCGACGACGGAGGGGUGCUUGGUGGCGAGCACGAAUCGAGGGUGCAAGGCGAUCUAUGCGUCUGGUGGUGCAAGCAGCGUGGUUUUGAGGGAUGCCAUGUCAAGAGCACCUGUUGUUAGGUUUUCCACUGCCAAAAGGGCUGCACAGUUGAAAUUCUUCUUGGAGGAUCCUCUCAAUUUUGAUACCUUGGCUGUUAUUUUUAACAGGUCAAGUAGAUUUGCCAGGCUUCAAGGGAUUAAGUGUGCUAUGGCAGGGAAGAACGUUUAUUUGAGAUUCACAUGCAGCACCGGUGAUGCCAUGGGGAUGAACAUGGUUUCCAAAGGGGUGCAAAAUGUUAUUGAUUUCCUUCAAAAUGAUUUCCCUGACAUGGAUGUUAUUGGCAUCUCUGGAAAUUAUUGUUCGGACAAGAAACCUGCUGCAGUUAAUUGGAUUGAGGGACGUGGUAAAUCAGUUGUUUGUGAAGCAAUUAUCAAAGAAGAAGUGGUGGAGAAGGUAUUGAAAACCAAUGUGGCUGCCCUGGUGGAGCUUAACAUGCUAAAAAAUCUUGCUGGUUCAGCUAUUGCUGGUGCUCUUGGUGGAUACAAUGCCCAUGCUAGUAACAUUGUUUCUGCCAUUUUUAUAGCCACUGGUCAAGAUCCAGCUCAAAAUGUUGAAAGUUCCCAUUGCAUAACCAUGAUGGAAGCUGUCAAUGAUGGGAGAGACCUUCAUAUCUCAGUCACUAUGCCUUCCAUUGAGGUGGGUACAGUUGGGGGUGGGACUCAACUGGCAUCUCAGUCGGCUUGCUUGAAUUUGCUUGGUGUGAAGGGUGCGAGCAAGGAGUCACCAGGAUCAAACUCAAGACUCUUGGCCACCAUUGUUGCUGGAUCUGUUUUAGCUGGAGAGCUGUCUCUGAUGUCUGCCAUUGCAGCAGGGCAGCUAGUCAAAAGCCACAUGAAAUACAACAGAUCAAGCAAAGACGUAUCGAAAAUAUCAUCUUGAGGACAAGGACAUGUUUGCAGUCAUUAUAUGUGAGUCUAAAAUAAAAACACCGGGGUCCUUAAACGCAGAAACCUGAAUUUGAGGUGGAAAAUGGAAGACUUUAGAUUAGGUUGUUGGCAUCGACGUUUGGCUUUGUAUUGCUGGCUGUAAAUGUUUUAUUAUUUGGACGGAGGAAAGUAGAGUUGUGCCUGUAUGGUGUCCCCUAUAGAUCCUUCCUUCCCUGUACACGUUUGUUAUCUUACCCUGCCGAGCCAUUGGAUAGGUGUUAACAUUCUCCUUCUCCUUAACCAAAACAUUUAAUGUGUCGUAUUAUAAUUCUUUUCCUGGUAUAAUAUGCUUAGUCUCGGAUGCAUCGGUUCUAUGUAGUUGGGGACCAGAUAGCCGGGUAGUUUGAUGUAUUUUCUCUCGUGGCAUUGUCUGCUAGUAUCCAUGAAUUGAAUUUGACCAUGUGUUUCCUUUGAUUUCCCAUUUAUAUAUUAGUCUAUGUGGAUAUUACAUAGAU
Molecule: messenger RNA, 2343 nt
Organism: Gastrolobium bilobum
Lineage: Eukaryota; Viridiplantae; Streptophyta; Magnoliopsida; Fabales; Fabaceae
Product: 3-hydroxy-3-methylglutaryl coenzyme A reductase 1-like
Exons: 4
Coding region: 120-1841 (573 amino acids)
Biological process (GO): coenzyme A metabolic process; sterol biosynthetic process; isoprenoid biosynthetic process
Cellular component (GO): endoplasmic reticulum membrane; peroxisomal membrane
Molecular function (GO): protein binding; hydroxymethylglutaryl-CoA reductase (NADPH) activity
Source: RefSeq, a predicted model, not a curated record